Messenger RNA from Stylonychia lemnae, 1686 nucleotides. Lineage: Eukaryota; Ciliophora; Spirotrichea; Sporadotrichida; Oxytrichidae. The record is from the annotation of a GenBank genome assembly.
AUGAAGGAUUAUGAAUGCAUUUUCCAAGGCACAACAAGUAUUGACUCAAAUUAGGUCAAGGUCCCAGGUUUAUUUAAUCUAGAGGAGGUUAUAAUUCCCAGGAAGCCAGAUGUUUACAGCACUAAAAACUCAAGCGUAAUUUUAAAUGAUAAGCUAAGUACCCAAAGUGAAGUUACGAGAAACUAACAGUAUAGAACUGAAUCAUUCAAGCAUAUGAAUAAUUCCUUACUUAGACCUCUAUUAAAUGAAAGACCUCCAACAAACAACUAUGAAAAAGAGGUAUCGAUUGAGAUAAUAUCAGAUGUCGUAAUCAUGGAUAGAUUAGAGACUUAGAAUGGUGAUCAAGGAAGUAUGGUCUAAAAAGAGCUUUAAUUGUCUAGAAUGGACGAUAGCCUAAAAUACUCUUAAUUCAUUCACUUAACAAGCAAUAAGGAUAGACAUAAAGUCUAUAAGCAACAUCUAAGAGAAGGAAAAAGAGAAGGAUUGAUGAUAAGGCCAGAUAAUCAGUAGCCAUUCAUGAUUAAGAUUCUUAAAGGCAAACUACGCCUAUUAACAAACUUUGGAGAAAUCAGUCAAUCCUAUUUUGCUAAAGUCUAAAACAAUAGUGCUGUAAUUCAAGAUAUUUAAUACACACAAAUUGAUCCCAUUACAGAAAAAAAAUUAGUUGGAAUAUCUAAAAGGAUCGACUUUAAUAGAAAGUUCGAGAGAUCAGAUUUAAGCCUCCUUAUAAUUAAGUACGAUGGAUUAAUUGGAAUGUUUGAUAAAGUAGAUAUUACCAGUGAAAACCAGCAGCUGAUUGUUAGACCUGGAUUGAGUAAAUUGCUGAAGAUUCUUCACUAAUAAUUUCAAAUAGUGAUAUAUAUCUAGCAAGAUAGUCAAGAAAAAUAUAAGUUAAUGAAACAGCAUGCCCGUACUUAUAAAUGUAGCAUUAGAGCCAAGGAAAUAUUUUUCGAUGGAAUCUAUAAAUCUUAUAAUAAAUGGUAAACCAACUAUUCUUAGAUCCUAGUUGAUUUUGAAACCCCUCGAGAAAGAGAUAAUGUUUAUAUCUUAGAGGCUUUAAAUCUCACAGAUUUAGAUAGAGAAUCUAUUGAGGUAUAAAGAAUCCUUGAUAUGUAAGUGAAUUCUGAGUUUGAGAUCACCCGAAUAUUCUUGCCUCAUAUUUAGAUUUUCAAUGACUACAAAAAUAAUAAUAUCUGCUUGAAAAUGAUAGCAGAAUACAUAUAAACUUUAUUCUAAGAAAAUGAAGAUAGUGAUAUUGUUAUGCGAGAUACUGCUGAGUUAAAAGCAAUGAGGAUCAAAGCUGGAAAAUAGUUCUUACCGCAUUACAAACUUCCUGAAUAUGUAAUGCUUACUCUAGACGAAAGACCUCUAAUGGAUACUGGAACUUAUAAUAGGUUACUCAUGCAAAAUACAUACAUUUAGCAGCAAAUUUCAUUUUACAAAACAAAAUUCGAGAAUAGAGUUAAAAGUAGAGAAUCUUAAUCUAAAUUGAUUGAGACUAUGCAAAAGCAAAGAAUCUAUGAAAAGCAGAUCAUAUAUCUCUGCUAUUAAGAUAGUGAACAAUUCUAAAAGAUUUAUAACAAUGGAAAUAAGCUUUAACUUGAUGAAUACAGCACAGUAACAAGAUAAAAAGAUGAGUGCGAUAUAUUCAAAGAAAUACUAAGGAAAAAGAUGAGAUAAAUUUGA